Harmonia axyridis is the source of this 4314-nucleotide messenger RNA. Its product is annotated as titin. The transcript is spliced from 10 exons. The record is from RefSeq and is a predicted model, not a curated record. The coding region runs from base 272 to 3571 and encodes 1099 amino acids. Lineage: Eukaryota; Metazoa; Arthropoda; Insecta; Coleoptera; Coccinellidae.
CAGCAACAGUUGACAGCUCACUUUGGUGCAGGUCGUGCAAUCUCCUUGAGAUUAAAAAUGUUCAAUGUUUACAUUUAAUGAAUAAAAAUUACAUACGAAGUGUAAUCAACCUGUUACGUGUGAUACGAGUGAAUUUUAAUACAGAAAUAUGCAGUGUGAAGCGAGUGAGUUAUAGUUUGUGAUAUUAGUUUUGAAACUUGUAUAGUUGUUAUUCAAGUUACAUUGCCGUGAAAUGGAUUAAACAAGUUGCUAGGAGCACGUUCUAAAACAAAUGUCUUCGGCUGCUGUAAGUACACAUUCAGGGGCUGGUCCCCUGAGCCUGAUGUCGUGUGUACGAGAAUCAUCACCUCUUCAAGACUUUGACUCGGACACGGAGAAAAACGUGGCGACCAAGAAGAAAUUCUGGAACCGUCUGAAAUGGUUCAAACGGAAGAACAAGGUAAUCGAAGACAGCGUGCUGCCGGUAUCCGAUUACAUACCGACCUCGGAAUCGCUACGUAGCCGGUCCACAAGCGAACUAUCCAUCGAGGAACCCCCAAGAAAAAGGAAUGGCAGCUCGAUGUAUCCAGGACUCAGCGUGUCUCACGACAGCGUCUUCCAUUCACCUCAGUCGGGCUCAGAAACUGAUCUCGACGUCGGACACAGUUCCUCUUCCUUGUCCAUACCCAUGCAGCCGCAUUCUGCUGAACUCCAGACUGAACUCAGCGAGAGGUUGAGGCUGAGACGCAGUGGAGGAGGAAGAGGGGAUACCAGCGAAGAUGACGAAGGAUUACCCCAUAGUCCAUGCAAUUCCCCCACCACGACUGAUAAUAUUGACAAGACUGCCCUUAAGGAUCUCCCGAAUAAAUCGCAUAGUACUUGCAGUGACGGUUCUCUCCUCAGUGUUGGAAGUUCAGAUAUAGAAGAGGAUUUGUUGAUUAGUCAGAUAAGGCAUAGCUCUAAAUUAUCUUUAUCAGAAAACAAACAUGACUUGGACCUUAACACAUCAACGUCGAUACCCCUUAACCACAGUGCGGCACACCAUCGUGUAGCAGUCAGACCCAAGAAAACACAUGGAGUGCCCAGGAGAAGAAGAGUUCAACAGUUACCUAACACAUUGCCUACCACAAUUGAAGUCAAUGAAGAUUCCUCCAUAAGAAGUUCAUCUCCUGAAGCUAUUAUUAAAGACAACGCUAUAGAGCUUUGUAACACGUCAGGAAAUCACCAUCUCCCUCUAACCGAAACCCAACUAAAAAGUUCUUCUCUUCCUCUCGGUCUAGUUGCACCAACCUCGGCGGACGCCAAACUGAACAGAAGCAGAUCGAAUGCGGGAAGCAAGUCACAGGACACGCUCGAGGAACCCUCCGAGAAGGAGGAGAAGGGUGACAGGUCCUUCUUCGAGCGGCUGUUCCCCAGACGCAGCGCCAAAAAGAAGAAGGCCAAGCACGACGAGAAGAAGCUGGAAGAAAAGAAGAUGAAACUGGAGGAAUCUUCGUCGAGAAGAGAAGAGGAUAGGAGAAAAAGCGAGGAGAUUUUCAAGCCCGAUAAGUACGCUACUCGCGAAUCACAAGCAGAAGCUAACAGUCGCCGGUACGAGACCAAGCCGUUCCCUGCGGUACGUUCUGGAGCCGCCUACCGCCAAAGGGUGGUACCGUCAGAAGUUCUAGACUCCCCGGUCGCCCCUAGGAAAGAAGAGGACGCUUUAUCUACAUCCCCGCUCCAAAUGGAGCUGGAGAACAAACUGAAACAAAGACUGAACAGCGUUAGCUUUCCUCAAGACCAAAAGGAGGAGGAGGUUCACGAACCCAAACCUAGGUAUUUCGAGAGCAAGCCCGAAGAACCCAGACACAAAAUCAAACUGGCAGGGUUGUCCUCUCUCCAGCAGAAAGUAUUGAUCCUCAACGAGGAUGAGGGAGAUUUUCACAAUUUCAAGUCUUUGACAGAAUUCCCAACUACUUCUCAGACUGCCAACGUUCUUCUUACCAAAAGCCACAGUUUUAAGACCGCCAAACAAACCACCUCAGUGGUAACGACUACCAAAAACGUUUUCGGUGUUGAAUCGAAAGAAAUGUCUAUUGGGAAGUCUUCUUCUUUAGACAGUAUGAAAGUGCUAGAAGAACAGGUACGAAGGUCGAGUACUCAGGUGAUAGCUGAAAGACAUACAAGGCAACAGACGGUUGAGAUCAAACGUGAUGUGGUUGUGAAUCAGAAGGAUGAUAUAGAUGAGGAAAUUGCUAAACAGAUAAUGGAAACUAAGAAUAUUUGCGAUAGCUUCCAGGACAAAAGCCACAUCACCAUAUCAGGACCAAGCCAUACUGCUGUUGUUAAUGUAAAGAACAAUUCUGAGUAUUUUAACCUUGAAGAGUCUAAGGUUGAACCUGUCGAAAAGCCUAGCCACCUUGUAUCCAUAACAAAGAUCAAUGUACAGCCAGAAUCUGAAGAGUUGUCUCCAUCACUGAUCACAUUAGAAGGAAAACCUUCAAUGGUCUCCAAGAGCCCUAAGAGGUUCUCCGAACAAUUAAAAUCCAAGUCUGUCUUCAACUUUGAUACAGACAAGCAGCCCUUUGUCCAAAGGAAGUUCAGCCAAGAUAACGUGGAAAUAAUAGAUAAAGAUGCAGAAUCCCCUAAAACUCCACCAUCAACAGGUCCCUUGUUCAAGAAAAACGAAAAGGCUAUAAAGAAAGCAUCAUCAGUUACUGCAGCACCUGAGUCCCCGAUUAAAGAUAAGUCUAUCAACUCUUUCAAGUCUUCCAGCUUAGAUUCACUCGCAAGCGAGCACUUCGAUAGUACGGACAAAUCCUCACAGGAUAGCCUUGACAAUUUAGUGGACAAGUCUAGGGAUAGAACUGAAAGCGUGGUGAUGAGAAAGAAGUCUUCAGUCAAGGAUAAGAAGGAGGAAGAGCCUGAGCUUAUGAAGGUGUUUGCGAGAAGAUCUCUGAAACUGAAGGAACCUGAGAAUGAAAACUUAAGUCAACAACUAUCUGUGAUGAUAAGCGAAAAUUGUGAUAAAACUCGCGACAGUGAUAAAGAGAACCAGACAGAUUCUCCUGUAAAGGAACGUAAGAAGUCGAAGGAUAACUUAAAGGUCGAAAUUGUUGAAGAUGAGCCUCAACCCAAGAAGAAGUAUGUUAGCAAAUCCGAUGAGGAAGAUUUGCAAAAGAAACCUCUGAUAUUCGAGCUGGAGAAGAAGGAGAAGGAGCCGUUGAUCGAGUCUAAUGUCCCUCAUUCAAAGCCUAUACCUAUCAGGCGUAACUCUCGGUCUGAAAAUCAUUCUCUUGAGAAUGUAGAGGUCACCCUUAGAAAGCCAGCAGAGCAAAAUUCGUCCUACAUUAGGUGCGUUAGUGUAAACACCACGAAAAAUAUAGACAAUUCUCAGAACAUUCUGAGAAAACAGUUCAUAAGUCGAAGACGGACAGACAACUGGAUAACAAACAUUAAAAAUGAAGAUACUGAAAAAGAUAAAGAAGUGAAAGAAGGAGACAGUCCCAAAGAACAAACGGCUAGUGACUUGAUUAUAGAGCCCAAGAAUUUCAAUCAAAGGAAGGCUGAAUGGGAGAAGAGAGCCCAGGAAGCCCAAAAAAAAUCGCCCUGAGGGUAUAUGUCGGAAUAAAAAUAAGCCAGCCUUCCAUUUUGUAACAUUUUAUAACUGCCUCAAAUUCGUAACUUAUCUGACACUUAUUAUCUUCAAUUUUUUAUACUUUUCUUAUAAAUUUUUAUUCAGUUCAUAUACGUCUUCCUAUUUAAUUAAUUUUUUCGUUCUGUUGCUUCAGAAUAUCGAAUACUGUCGAGGCAAUUUGAAUCGAAUAUUUUUACAUCAAAUUUUUUAAGUAUAUGUUUUUAUAUUGUCUUUAUGUUUCUCAUUUGUAUCCACAUUCAAUUGAUGAGGAGUAUUUCUAUGUAUUCCAACUGUAUUCUUCUUGAUAUCAACCCUUAUGAUUAUUAAAGGGUUCUGUUUUGGAACUUGAUUGUAUAACGUGUAAAUAUCCAUAUUUUUAGGACAUCACUAGUUUAUCAAAGAUCAAUGUUUUCUACAUGAACUGUUGCCAUGUGAUGAUACCGGCAUUAGUAAAUAAGGUUUGUAAUAUUUCAGAUGAAAUAGGUUUUAAGUGCCUUUUUAAAGAAAAAAUCGUUAUUGUAUAUAUUAAUAAAAACUAUGAAAUAUUGAAUUAGAAGAAAAAAUCUAUCGAUGAAUUGAGAAUGCCUUGUGAGUAAAGUAAAGGGUGCUUAACAGAAAGAAAGUAUUGUCUUUCAAUGAGUGUAUAUUAUAAAUUGUAUUAUUAUCUAUAUGUUUGUUGUCCGAUACAAUAAAAGAUUUAUAUCAAAUAUGAAACAUAA